Cylicostephanus goldi is the source of this 735-nucleotide messenger RNA. The record is from the annotation of a GenBank genome assembly. NCBI's taxonomy places the organism in Eukaryota, Metazoa, Nematoda, Chromadorea, Rhabditida, Strongylidae.
AUGGUACCGAGCUCCCCCUUCUCCAGCUACAGCCCCUUCCCCUCAUUCGUUCCUCAACCCACGUUGCAGUACUCGCCUUUCGUUUUUCCGAAUUCGAUAGCGAACACUCACGCCACGACGUCGCUACGACACCCGGCCAGUCCCAACGCCUCAGGCGACGGGACUCGCCGCAAUGGACGCCGCGAAAGGACAUCCUUCAACAGGCUUCAGCUCGAGCAUUUGGAGCGUGUCUUCAGGGAGACCCACUAUCCUGAUCUUUACAAAAGGGAAGAAGUCGCUCGUGCCAUAAAUCUGCAGGAAGCCAGAGUUCAGGUCUGGUUCAAAAAUCGACGAGCGAAAGACCGGCAGCUGAAAAAGACGCAUCUACUGCAGACUACUGGACGCACACCUUCUGGGUCAUCGUCGAAUGAAAGCCCUCCUCCGGAGCCGAAGGUGGAUAUGAAAGCUAUCUCACACAUUCCUUUGCCGGGAACGGCCGAAUUUGACCAACGAAACGACUCGAAAUACCUCACAGUAGGUGGUAUGGGUUUGAAGCUGGAUAAAGAAGAGUAUAAGUUGGUUGACAAUAAGUAUCCGAGCAAUACUGUUACACCAACAACAUGGGCUUAUCCACUUCCAACCGCAAACUACUCUAUCUACAACAAUUUCUAUGCUACUCCUGCAAAUUAUUAUCAACAAUAUGGAUACACGUCAGACUACACACCACAAAACCCGUCUUAUUGCGGUCAACUCUAA